AAAGGACAUUCUUUCUUGCGAGCUGAUAGUCUGAUACCAAACAGACACCACUAUUCACUAUUCUCCAAAUGUAAUAACAAUGGUUGAAGCUGGUGUUGCACCCAGAUUCAGGCCUAGCUCGACGUCCAUUGCUUCUCAAUUUAGGGAUAAUACCAAACCGAUCACAAUUAGAGCAGGUCUACUGUUACAUGCUGUCACUAAAUUCAAAUCACUGCAACCAAUCAGAAUCCACUCUCAGUUCCAUCAAUGUCCCUCCACUUACUCUUCCCGGAUGUCCACUGAUAUUCCUUUCUAUGAAACUCCUGGGGCUUCAUUUGAUCAGUAUUUAGAAGAUAAACCCAGGGUUUUUACAGCUAUUUUUCCAGAUAAAAGGAGAAGCCAACAGCUUAACGAGGAAGAAUGGAGAGUACAUAUGCUACCCAUACAAUUCUUCUUCCUGACUGUAUCACCUGUUGUAGACAUGAGAUUGAGAUGUAAAACAAACGGCAAGGAUUACCCAUCUGGAAUUUCCCCUGCUAUUUCCAAAGUUCUCGAGCUUGAUAUUAUUAGAUGGGAGCUUCAAGGGCUAGAUAAUGUAGUGCCACCAGAUCAUUUUAGUCUUGGUGUUCAGGGAGCUUUGUAUUCAGAUAGACGGGGAACAAGAAGUCGGUUAAAGGGUCAAUUGGAGAUGAAGAUUAGUGUUGUUACUCCACCAGUUCUUGUCUUAGUUCCUGAAGAUGUUCGUCGCAGUGUAUCAGAAUCGGUACUAAAGAGACUCCUGGAGAACAUGAAAGACAAGGUGAAUGGAAAUUUGUUAGCUGAUUACAGUAAAUUUCGAAGAGAACGAUAAGUAAAACCAGUCUAGUUGUCUAUCCCGUAGGGAAAUGGAUCACUUGUAUGAACAAUUUAGUCUAGAUAGAUAAUAUACUCUUACUAUCUCCAGCUUGGUAUAAGGCUUGAAUUGAAUAUCAAUUCUAAUAAGCACCAGUAAUAAUUUUUAGUUACUCCUAUUUUUUAUUGAUUCGUUGAUAAAUAAGUAAUAUUCUCUUAAGAUA
This is a messenger RNA of Amaranthus tricolor (Joseph's coat), 1034 nucleotides long. RefSeq lists its product as uncharacterized. Bases 80 to 829 code for a protein of 249 amino acids. The transcript is spliced from 5 exons. Lineage: Eukaryota; Viridiplantae; Streptophyta; Magnoliopsida; Caryophyllales; Amaranthaceae. The record is from RefSeq and is a predicted model, not a curated record.